GAGGUCGGAAGUAGAUGAUGACGAACCCCCCGUGUUGAGCCGGGUGGGGCUCACAUCAAGCAAUCCUCAUCAAUUCAUCAACCACAUCGACCAUCAAGCAUGUCAGUACCCCAUCUCAGUCCCGGUACCAUAUAACCAUCUCUCCAUCCCUUCGAACGUGGAUAUCGGAUCCAGACAAAGUCCACAAGGCUGACACCUCUCAACCGUGAAGCACUACCCUCGACAAAAACGACGAUGCCCGGCAACAAAUCCUCUUGUCCGGAAGGACUCGCCUACUUUUGCAUGUCCACCAUCGAACAUCACCUCGAGUCCCAAAGAUCUUCGGGCGAACCUGGACAGCAAGCUAAGCCUCGACUCAGAGAUUUCAUGGAUACUUCGCCGGGGGGCGUUGGGGGCGCAAGUUUCGACUUGAAGCAAGAAUCUCCGUUGUUCGUCACCUGGAACAAACGUUCAUACGCCUAUACACACGAAGACGCCCCGGGUCCCGAGAACGCCGUUGCGCAAGAGCAUGAUAAUGAGCAAGAGGAUGGAGAUGAUGAGGAGGAAGACGAGGAAGAUGUCUCCCUCCGAGGAUGUAUCGGGACAUUCACCGCCUUGCCAUUAGAAAAAGGACUCCGGGAGUAUGCUAUUACCAGUGCGUUUCGGGAUACGAGGUUCAGGCCUGUUAAAGCGGAAGAAUUGCCUUUCUUGCAGUGCGGCGUGUCCCUCCUCACGCCGAUGACCCCGGCUCCCAAUCCCCUAGCUUGGACCCUAGGAACCCACGGUAUCCACAUAACCUUCCACCACUCUUCCCGUCGAUACUCGGGGACCUACCUUCCCGAAGUUCCCCCUGCUCAAGGUUGGACGAAAGAGGAAACCAUCUUGUCCCUAAUCAGAAAAGCUGGGUACAGGGGGAAAGUGAACACAGGGGAUGACCAAGAUGAGGUUUGGGGUGGGAUACGGUUGCAGAUUUAUGAGAGUAGGAAGGUUAAGAGGAAUUGGGCGCAGUUUGAGAGGUGGAAGGCGGAGAAUGAGAAGUGAGCGGGAGGUCGACCCGGUAGCCGGAUGGUGGGUCGAGGAUCGAAAUGUUCUAAAUAUACGAGUCGUUAUCACGGACCCCAAAUUUGUUGUAAGAGUGUUAUGAUACCGUCGUCGCUAGAACAUGCGCAGCGAGUCCCAUCCUGCGCUUCGCUUUUGUAUCUUCGUUGUACCAGUAUCGCCGUGUUCGCUGUUGUCAUGCAUGUCAUAUACGCUUCGACCU
Filobasidium floriforme is the source of this 1240-nucleotide messenger RNA. Its product is annotated as AMMECR1 domain-containing protein. The record is from RefSeq and is a predicted model, not a curated record. The transcript is spliced from 5 exons. Bases 235 to 1020 code for a protein of 261 amino acids. Lineage: Eukaryota; Fungi; Basidiomycota; Tremellomycetes; Filobasidiales; Filobasidiaceae.